Thlaspi arvense is the source of this 1249-nucleotide messenger RNA. NCBI's taxonomy places the organism in Eukaryota, Viridiplantae, Streptophyta, Magnoliopsida, Brassicales, Brassicaceae. The record is from the annotation of a GenBank genome assembly.
GAUAUUGAAGGAGAGUUUGCUUUUGGACGGCUCAUCAUAACAUUGUUGACGUCAUCGUACUAUUUCACAACUGCCACGUCACAGACGGCGUUACCUCGCCGUGCUUUUGCUUUUAGUACCACUGUAUUAUCAUCAAUUCAACAACAAACUCAAAACCUCCAUUUUUACGCGAACGAGAGAGAGAGAGAGAAGAGAGAAAACAGUGAGAAAGAAAAGAAAAUGGCUGAGCUACAAUUCCUUGACUCGACGGGAAUUCCUUUCACCAGAGAGGGUCUCUACGCGACUAACAACCAGUUCCAGAAAGCUGGUCCUAAGGGUUUCAUCCAAGUGAAGGUGCUUGAGAACGACAGCCUCUACAUCCGCGUCGACUUGCCCGGUGUUCCCGACGACGCAGUCCGCCACAGAGUCGACUCCGUGAGGCAAAAGGUGAUAUUUUUCUCCGGCGAAACUCCCAACGACGGCAACCCGAAGGACGGCGUCCGUGAAUACUCCGGAUCCGCCGGUCUAGGCUGUGACUGCUGCGAGAUAACCGGCGUUGAUGCUAAGAUGAAAGAUGGAGUCUUGAGGAUGAUUGUCUCAAGGGUCAAAGUGAAAAACCAUGAGAGCAAGUGUACUCUCACUCUCCCUCCUUUCACAGGUAAUUCUGGAAGAUGCCUGGAGGAUCAUCCGUUUGUGGUGAAAGGUCGUAAGUCACCGUUCGUUGGAGCACCGGUACGCAAUGGAGGCCUUUACUUGGCAGUGGAUGUGCCAGGUGUUUGUCCAGAUGAUGUUGAGGUGCUCGCUAACGAGGAUGAAGUUAGAUUCCAUGCUGAGGUCAAGAACGUUUACGAGCACGACGAGAGUGCGCGUGUUUUCCAUGGACGUCUCAACCUUCGUGGUGGCUCCUCUUCUUGCCCCGUGCCUUCACUUUUGACCCGGACCUUAGGUUACGAUGUGCAGUUUGGUGUUCUCAAGAUUGUCAUUGCACCUCCUCCUCCUCCCAACGACAACACCACCACCAAGAGCGAGUAAUCAAUAACAUACACUCUCUCUUUACAGAUUAUCUAUCUUUUUCUAUUUUGGGAGAAGUUUUGAUUUAGUACUAGUAAUCUUCUGUGUGUUUAAGUUGAGACAAUUGUGUGUGUGUGUGUCCUGCUUUUGUGUUUGCUAUGGAUUCCAGUGAUUUAUCUAUUUGCUGAUUGAAACCAAAUGACUUUGAUUGGUAUGUUAUGUAUUACUUCCACUCAAUACUGAUAAUCAACUUAACUAA